This is a messenger RNA of Anthonomus grandis grandis, 3795 nucleotides long. RefSeq lists its product as uncharacterized. Gene Ontology annotation, biological process: proteolysis. Lineage: Eukaryota; Metazoa; Arthropoda; Insecta; Coleoptera; Curculionidae. Gene Ontology annotation, molecular function: zinc ion binding; nucleic acid binding; aspartic-type endopeptidase activity. The transcript has a single exon. The coding region runs from base 1 to 3795 and encodes 1264 amino acids. The record is from RefSeq and is a predicted model, not a curated record.
AUGGAUCAGGAACUAGAAGCUCAGAAAAAGGCUCGAAAAGUUUACCGUGGAUCUUUCACGAGAACAGCCAAUGAACUCGCGAAUUUGUUAGAUGGCCCCCGUUCGGAGGAAAAUAAUGAGGCUAUUCGUGUUUUAUGGGAGACUUUAAAACCGAAAGCAGAAGAUUUGAAAGUGCGGGAUAGUGCGAUUUUUAAGAGUUUAUUGGAGGACGCAUCGGAAGAUGAACUUUCUACCGAGGUGGACAGUUGUGAUAUGUAUAUCAAACGGUUUUGUGAACUGAACCUAAGGUGUGAAAAACUUUUCGUGGAUGCCGAUUUAGAGUCUAGUACCCGUAUUGUGCCUAGUGUAAAUUCGAUGACAGGAGAAAGUCAAGGUAAGCGAAAGUUUAAAUUACCUCGCAUCGAGUUAAAACCUUAUGAUGGUAGUGUUCAGGGGUGGUUGUCUUUCUGGAGCCAGUUCCAGAAAAUCCAUAGUGACUCUGACAUUGAUGACCAUGACAAAACCGAGUAUUUGUGGCAGACGACAAUCCCAGGAAGUCGAGCAAGACAGCUUGUUGAAAGUUUUCCAGUUGUAAGCGAGAAUUAUGUCAAAAUUAUUGAUUGUAUGCAAAGUAGGUUCGGCAAUAAAGACAUGCAGAUUGAGGUCUAUAUCAGGGAACUUCUUAAAUUAAUUUUGGGUAGCGCUACUGGAAAACAAAAGGUGGAUAUUACUAUGCUCCAUGAUAAAAUUGAGACACAAUUGCGGGCACUCGAGACUUUGGGUAUUACAACGGAAAGUUGUUCAGCUUUACUUUUUCCGUUGAUUGAGUCAUGUUUACCUCCAGAGUUGCUUCGAGUUUGGCAGCGUUCACCCUUUUCAGUAACCAGUGUUCCAAGUGAUGUCCCUGAUGAUCCUGGUGGUUCUGUGUUAGAGUUGAGGUUAAAAGGUCUAAUGAAAUUCCUCAGUAGUGAGGUGGAGAAUGAACAGAGGAUUAGUUUGGCCGCAGACGGUUUUGGUUUGACGGAACAUAUGUCAGAUGUCAGAUUGUGUUCUAAUGACGAUAAUUUUAAGAAAAGAAAGUCUGUUAGAGGUGACAUAGUUUCCACUGCCGCGGGUCUUGUAAAUUGCGAUGCUGCCAGUUGUAUUUUUUGUGGCGGAUCUCAUGAAAGUGCCUCUUGCUUCAAAGCCAAUAAAAUGUCACUAGAGGAAAAGAAAAAUAUUUUGUCCAGUAAGAAAGCUUGCUUCCGUUGCUUGAAAGUGGGUCAUCAAUCUCGAAGGUGUAGAGGGCGUUUCAAUUGUGUUGUUUGUGAAAAAUCCCACCUUGUUUUGAUGUGUCCUAGUCUGUCAGUCAAUCAAGUCGCUUCCAAACAGGAAAAAUGCUAUAAUGGUGGUCAAAGCAGUGACGUUCGAGAAGAGAGAACUGUUGUACGUGAUCAGACGUUGGCGAAUUACACUAACACUUAUGUAUUUUUGCAAACCCUUCGAGUCCAACUAAAAGGUUUAAAUGGGUACAAGUCAGUGAGGGCGUUAGUGGAUAGUGGUUCCCAGAGGAGUUAUAUUUUGAAGUCAACAGCUGCUCAACUCGAAUAUAAAUCCAAGCGCUCUGAAAAGGUGAUUCAUUGUUUAUUUGGAGGUAGAGAGGCAGGUUAUGACCAUCAAUGCUAUGAUAUUACGUUAAGUGGUGAAAACUUUGUGUUUUCCAUGGAGGCUCUGGAUCAGCCUAUUAUAUGCAGUAAUAUACCUCCAAUAUUUAGUGGUCAAUGGUCAGAUGAACUGGCAGACCUAGGUAUUCAACUUUCCGAUUCCCAAGAUGCCGGGCCCAUAGAGCUAUUGUUAGGAGCAGAUGUAGCUGGUAUUUUGUAUACGGGAAAUCAAAAGUCUUUGUCUUGUGGUCUGAUGGCGAUUGAGACUAGGUUGGGAUGGACUGUCAUAGGAAAGGUUGUAACUAAUGUGAAGAGAAAUAUAGGUGCUGCUAUGACAACUCUAAAUCUCUUUGUGAAGGAUGCCUCUAUAGAACAACUUUGGGAACUGGAUACUCUCGGUAUUAAGGAGCCAACGGAGCAGAGAACUAAAGAAGAAAUGGCGAUGGCAGCUAAGCAGCUAUUUCUUGAAACAGUUCGCAUCAACGAUGAAGGGCGAUAUGAGGUUAGAUUACCGUGGGUUGAUGGACACCCUCCCCUCCCUUCUAAUUACUGUCUGGCUCAAAAGAGAUUGAAGUCCAAUAUUACCAAACUAAGACGAGAUGGACUUUUUCAACAGUGUGACCAAGUGUUUAAAGAGUGGGAAGCAGAGAAAAUUAUCGAACGGAUUAACCCGGAAGUGCACGUUAAUAAAGGUCAUUACCUUCCGCACCGGGUAGUAAUCAAAGACAGCAGUAUGACCACAAAGUUGCGACCGGUAUUUGAUGCAUCUGCGCAUGAGAAGAACAAACCGUCACUUAACAAUUGUCUAGAAAAGGGUUUGAAUCUUGUGGAGUUGAUACCGUCGCUGCUUUUAAGAUUUCGAGAAUAUAAACUAGGAGUUAUAGCGGACAUCCGCAAAGCUUUUCUGCAAAUCAGCGUGCAUGAAAAUGAUCGUGAUUUUUUAAGGUUCCUGUGGGAAGAUGAUCAGCACAAUGAGGUUGUUUUUAGAUUCAGGAGAGUUGUAUUUGGAGUGAAUAGCAGUCCUUUUCUAUUAGGUGUGACAUUAGAGUAUCAUCUUGAGCAAUUCCUCAGAAAAGGUGACAGAAGCAGUUCUUAUUCACGAGACACUAUUGAGAGAUUACGGCACAGCUUUUAUGUGGACAAUUGUGUCACAAGUGUGCCAGAUGGUGACACUUUAGCUAUCUUUAUUCGCGAGUCUGUGGCAAUCAUGGCAGAAGGACAAUUCGAAUUGAGAGGGUGGGAGCACACGAGAAUUCGUAAUUUAGAAAAAGAAACUGUUCCCUGCCCUGUACUUGGUUUAAUUUGGCAUCCCGACCAAGAUGUUCUAACUCUUAAUCCAGGUUUUUUGGAAAUUGAUGUUGACAAUUUAGUGGUCACUAAGAGAGAAAUUCUAUCAUUAACUCAGAAAGUGUUUGAUCCCAUAGGAUUUACGUCAGCAACAGUGUUGCUUCCCAAAUUAUUAUUGCAGAAACUGUGGGUAAAGCAACUGACUUGGGAUGAAACAGUGGAUGAGGAGUAUGCACAAGUUUUUAAACGCUGGUUGCGAGAACUACCAUAUCUGAUGCAAAUACGAAUUGCAAGAUGGACUUUGACUGGUGGGAGCAAUAUACAAGAUGUCAGCAUACAUACCUUUUGUGACGCUAGCAAGGAUUCUUAUGCAUGUGCAAUUUUUUUGAGAGUGGUUGUGCAUCAAAAUGUUUUUCUGUUAGCAAGUAAAGCUAGGGUAUCACCACUAAAGAAAAUGACGAUACCAAGGCUUGAGCUUUUGGCCGCAGUAAUAGGUGCAAGACUUUUUAAGAAUGUCAGAGAAAAUCUCAAUACUACCGCAAAUUGUUAUUUUUGGAGCGAUUCAUCUACGGUAAUAUCGUGGAUACAAAGAAAAGAUCAAUGGGGAACAUUCGUCUGGAAUAGGGUUAUGGAGAUCCGAAAGCUAACCAUAGCGGAACAUUGGAGACAUAUACCAGGGGCUUGUAAUCCCGCAGAUCUGCCUUCCCGGGGUUGUUUUCCAAAGCAAUUAUUUGAAGCUAAAUGGUGGGAGGGACCUACGUGGCUUUAUCAGGAACCAGACCAAUGGCCUUUGGAAAACCCAAACUACAAUGAAAAGGAGAUUUUACAGGAGCGACGAAAACAGCUGGUAUUAGCCCUUGCUGAUUUAAAUAUCCAGAGUGAAUGA